Henningerozyma blattae CBS 6284 is the source of this 1743-nucleotide messenger RNA. RefSeq lists its product as uncharacterized. The record is from RefSeq and is a predicted model, not a curated record. The transcript has a single exon. The coding region runs from base 1 to 1743 and encodes 580 amino acids. NCBI's taxonomy places the organism in Eukaryota, Fungi, Ascomycota, Saccharomycetes, Saccharomycetales, Saccharomycetaceae.
AUGAAGUUUUUGAAUAGAGAUACUAAAGAUCAAGUACUAUUAGAGGUCACAUCCUCCAGAAGAUUCGAUAAUAAAGGGAAUAUAUAUGCAGAGGAGAAUGAAAUACAAUCUACCUUUAACUCUUCUCCUCAAAAGCCUAAGAACUUCAAAGAGAAGUUAUCUAAAAUUAACAUAACCACUUGGAAAAGUAAUGAUACAAACGAUCUGGAAAAUAGUUAUAGUUACCAAAUAAAUUCUGGAAUCACUUCCAAAGGCCAUAAUUUAACCCAUGAUCAAAUCGCAUCGAAAGCUAUUUUUGAAAAAAUCCCUCCUUCUUUUUAUACUUCUUUAAAGCCGCUUUUUGUUUUAUUAAAGUCACAACAAUCAAAGCUGUAUUUUGAAUGGUCACUAAAUAAUAAUUCAUAUAAUACUAUUAGUUGGCUUAUCCAAGAUAUUACUUCGAAUUCAGAUAGCCCUAAAAAAAUUCAAUCUAUUUCUUUAAAAGGCACAGAUCUAAUUAUAUAUACUGAAGGUUUUAAUCCAUUGAAGUAUAAAAUCAGGUUAAUUGAUGAUUACCGUUGUAUUGGAAUUUCGAAUAUCGACUUUAUAAACAAUUCGUUGAUUAUUCAAAAUGGAAAUUUUGAGCUUCGUUGUUCAAACUUACCAAUACUAUUGAAUUUACAAAAACUGUGCUUACUAUCAAUAUUUGAAUGUAACCAAAUAUUUAAAUCCUUAACUGGUAUGGUGAUUGCUUCACUGGGCUCGACUAUGUUUAAUAUGCAUAUCAUUUUAGAUUCAACUUUCUGUUUUCGAGAUUGGUGUGAAAUUUAUAUAGAGGGGAAGGGCUGGACAAAAGCCUGGUGUCAUGUGGAUAAAUUACAUUCAAACAAGAAAAAAUCUGUGAAUUAUACAAUUAAAUUCUUUAAAGAGAAGAAACCAGACUCGGCAAUUAAAAAUAAAAGUGAAUUAUUUUGCUUCAUUUCAAGUUUAAAGCCAAUCAAGGAUAUUUUCUUCUAUCCUGAUUGUAAAAAUAGUCAUUCUUCAAUAAAGGAGAAUAUUUCUAUUCACGAAUUUUUAGAGUCUGUGAGAAUCAUAAAAUUCGUAGGUAAUGUAUCAUUUCCAAAGAAAGGCUUCCAUUCAAAAAAUAUCUCCCAUUCCACUUCCAAUGCCUCCUCUAAAUCAAAAGGCCUUUUGCAUAAGAGCUCUCCAUCUCGUAGUAGUUCCACCAGCUCAAAUACUUCUUCUACUUCAGGUGCAUCUCAUAACUGCAUUACCAACGAUUUUGAAAACUGCAUUACUUCUGAAAACGGCUUGCUAAUUAGGCCUAUUCCCCAUAACGGUGUUAACCAUUUGGAAACUCUAAUUUCUUUUAUUAUUCCAAUGAUGAAUGUAACCUCCUUAUAUGGUAGGCCUGGCCACUUUAAGAAUGGAAGAGAGGAUAUUAAUUCAUUGAUGUUUGGUUUACCAAAUCUACCUGUUGUAGAUUAUUUCUCACUGGAAGAAAUAUCCACACUAUUAGAACCAAGCAUUGACAUAAAUCAAAAUCAAGAUUGUAUGUCACAUGAUACAACUUUUCAGUCAAUGGACUUCUAUUCAAAAUAUUUAUCUUCUAAGAUGAAGGAGCAACCAACAAGAUCACAAGAUUUUGAAUUUACUCAUCUGAAAGAUCUGGGUGUAGAAUAUUCAAAUACUUUGGAAACAAAUAAGGUUGCAAUGGAUGUACCAAGAGUUUAUUGUAGUGAUUCUGCAGAAACGUUAAUUUAA